GCCUAACUAGGAGUAUGCAUCUUCAAUAGUCGUAUCGUUGUUGCUUUGGUAAACCUGUAACCUAAUCUAACACAACGUAAAACUAAAGUAACGCUUGGUAACGUCUCGAUUUCUUGGACUAUUUUGAAAAGAGUGAUAAUAUGUAAUAAAUGGAAGCAAUUUUCAAUAAAAAUUUAUGGCAGUGAAUGUAUAAAAAAUGGCGACGUUCGAAAUAUUGAGAAAAGAUUACAGUGAUUAUUUGCAACAAUAUUUUAAGCUGUCAGAUGUCUCGUUGUUUCAAAAGAAAUGCAUCGAACGCUGCGCGAACGAUGGCGACAGAAAAGCGGCGAUCGAUCAGGCGCUCCGAGACACUCUGUUGGUGAUUUUGACAGAAAACGUUUCGGGGAACGUUCGUUCUCUAGAAUUGUACAUUACCUUCUGCAUAGAGCUAUGCAGGAAAGAUUUGGCGACAGCGAGUAUGCCAGUUAUGCUCUUGGGUGAUAUUUUCGAUUCGAUGACCCUGGAUAAAUGCGAACAAUUGUUCACCUUCGUAGAGAACAAUGUUACUGUAUGGAAGGAGGAUCUGUUCUUCACUGCCUGCAAGAAUAAUUUAUUAAGAAUGUGCAAUGAUUUGUUGAGGAGGCUGUCGCGUUCACAGCAAACUGUAUUUUGCGGCAGAAUUUUACUGUUCUUGGCAAAGUUUUUUCCUUUCUCUGAGAGAUCGGGUUUGAAUAUUGUUAGUGAAUUUAAUUUGGAUAAUUAUACGGAAUUUGGCUCAGAAAAAGUUGAAGGGGAUGAUCUAGAACAAAUAACUAAAGAUGAUGACAAGUUAGAAAAUAAAAUACCAAUUGAUUAUAAUUUAUACAGAAAAUUUUGGGCUCUGCAAGACUUCUUCAGGAAUCCAAAUCAGUGUUAUAACAAAAUGCACUGGAAAGUUUUUUCAGCUCAUGCCUCUAAUGUGCUAUCGGCAUUUGCAUCUUUUAAAUUGGAGGAACAGCGUAGUUAUCCUACAACAUGUAUAAAGAUGGAUUCUUCAAUGGAAGGUUCUCACAAGGAAACCCAUUAUUUUGCAAAAUAUUUGACUAAUCAGAAAUUACUAGAAUUGCAGCUGUCUGACUCCAAUUUCAGACGAUAUGUAUUGCUGCAAUUUCUCAUUCUUUUCCAGUAUCUGAAUAGCACUGUAAAAUUCAAGGCCUUCCUUGCCAGUGGCUAUGAGACAAGUGAGACACAUGAACUCAAACCAGAUCAGGUGGAAUGGGUGAAGACUAUUACAGAACAAGUCUACACUUUAUUAACUGAAACACCGCCCGACGGACCCUCGUUUGCGGAGACCGUGAAAAACAUCUUAAAACGUGAGGAGCAUUGGAACGCGUGGAAAAAUGAGGGUUGUCCGCCGUUCAAGAGACCGGCGUCGGAUGUCAUCGGUAGUGACGAAGAACCGCGGAAAUCGAAGAGAUCGAGACGGAGAAUCGGUGAUGUAAUUAGGGAUGCGCAAGCCGUUGGCAAAUAUCAUAUGGGAAAUCCAGAACUUACUAAAUUGUGGAAUCUAUGUCCUAACAAUCUUGAGGCAUGCAAAUCGAAAGAUAGAGAUUUCCUCCCGUCUUUAGAAACAUACUUUGAAGAUGCCAUUAUGGAAUUAGAUCCUGCUGCUAUGGUUGAUGAUAAAUACAAGAAAGUGAAUGAUGGUAAUUUUGGUUGGAGAGCAUUAAGAUUGUUAGCAAGACGAAGUCCACAUUUCUUCGUUCAUGGCAAUUAUCCUAUAAACAAAUUGCCUGAAUAUCUUGAGACAAUGAUAAAAAAAAUUGCCAAAGAUCGUCCACAAACACAGUCUGACACGAAAUUGGAAACCGAAGAAACUCCGCCGUCAGAAUCUAACGAUCAGGAAUUUAACGAAGAUGUCUUGAAACAGGACAGUGAACAGGAUUCUGAGAGCGCCGAUAUAAAAGCCAGAAAAUUGAAUAAAGUUACACCAGAGAUGGUAGGAAAAUUAUCGGAGAACCUGAAAAACGAUUGGAAAAAAUUAGCGACGAAAUUUGGUUAUACAAAUGAGGAGAUUGCUUUUUUCGAAAGCAAAACAACACCAUAUGAACAAUGCAAGACUAUGCUUGAAAUAUGGGCAGAAGAGGAUGAGGAUGCGUCGGUCGAGAAUUUAGCUUACAUUUUAGAAGGUUUAAAAUAUACAGAAGCUUUAACAGUGCUCAAAUCUUAAAUAUCCCUUUUUAAUUUAUUUAACGAUAGAAAUAUAAUUGUAACAAUAAACCGUUCAUAAGAACUGUAUGAUAACAUUCCCGUUUGUAAUAAAAUUGUCAAUCCUUGCAUCAGA
Cataglyphis hispanica is the source of this 2302-nucleotide messenger RNA. It is a transcript of the gene Hpr1, whose product is annotated as THO complex subunit 1. Gene Ontology annotation, molecular function: protein binding. Gene Ontology annotation, cellular component: THO complex part of transcription export complex. The transcript has 9 exons. The record is from RefSeq and is a predicted model, not a curated record. Gene Ontology annotation, biological process: regulation of DNA-templated transcription elongation; signal transduction; mRNA export from nucleus. Lineage: Eukaryota; Metazoa; Arthropoda; Insecta; Hymenoptera; Formicidae. The coding region runs from base 197 to 2188 and encodes 663 amino acids.